Messenger RNA from Pelodiscus sinensis (Chinese soft-shelled turtle), 2790 nucleotides. The record is from RefSeq and is a predicted model, not a curated record. Lineage: Eukaryota; Metazoa; Chordata; Testudines; Trionychidae.
UUCCUCUGGAACGCGCUGUACGGAUACAAAGCCUGUGACCACUGUCUGCGGGCCUUGGAGACCGCCGAGGAGAACGCGCAGAGGCUGCUGGGGAAAAGCUCUCGGGUCCUGCCGCACCCGGAGCAGUGCAGCAUCCGGAAAGAUUUGCAACAGGCCUGUCCCCAUUGUCAGGUUGCUUACUGCAGUGCCGAAUGCAGGCAGGCGGCUUUGGAGCAGUACCACCAGGUGCUGUGCCUGGGCCCCUCCCGGGAGGACCCCAAACAUCCGCUCAACAAACUGCAGGAGGCCUGGAGAAACAUCCAUUACCCUCCGGAGACUGCCAGCAUCAUGCUGCUGGCCAGGAUGAUAGCCACUGUCAAACAGGCGAAGGACAAGGACCGGUGGGUGAAGCUUUUCUCUCAGUUCUGCUGUAAAACGGCCAACGAAGAGGAGGAGAUUGUUCACAAACUUCUGGGGGACAAAUUCAAGGGCCAGCUAGAGCUCCUCCGGCGGCUCUUCACAGAAGCCCUGUACGACGAACACCUCAGCAGGUGGUUCACUCCAGAAGGGUUCCGCUCGCUCUUCGCCCUGGUGGGGACCAACGGCCAAGGCAUCGGCACAAGCUGCCUGAGCCAGUGGGUCCACGCCUGCGAUGCCCUCGAGCUUCCCCUACGCGAGCGAGAGGAGCUAGACGCCUUCAUAGACCAGCUCUACAAGGAUAUCGAGCGAGAGACCGGCGAGUUCUUGAACUGCGAGGGCUCCGGCCUCUACGUGCUCCAGAGCUGCUGUAACCACAGCUGCAUCCCCAACGCCGAGACGUCCUUCCCGGAUAACAACUUCCUCCUCCACCUCACCGCCCUGGAGGAGAUCAGGCCGGGAGAGGAAAUCUGCAUUAGCUACUUAGACUGCUGCCAGCGGGAGCGGAGUAGACACAGCCGCCACAAGAUCCUCAGGGAACACUACCUGUUCACCUGCUCCUGCCCCAAGUGCCUGGCUCAAGCCGACGAUCCCAGCCUGACUUCGGAGGAGGAGGAGGAGGAGGGUGACGGCGAGACGGACGACGCGGAGCUGGAGGAUGAGAUGACGGACGUUUGAUCCCGGGGGCGGGGGGGCCUCCGAGCUGGGGCGGCUUUGUGCCGCAGAGGGACUGUGCGGGGGGGCUGGCGCUGCGGCAGGGACAGAGCGGUAAGCGUUGGGGGUGGAAGGGCUGCCGAGCUUCCCUUCGCCUGACCGUCCUAGGGGAGCGUCUGUGAUCUGUGGUCCCCCUCUCUAGGUAGCAUCUCCGCUUGUCCCGACCGCUCCUCCACGGCUGACAGGGCAGCGUCAGCCCUCGGGGGCGUCACCGUGGCCUCCGUGUGUGUCGGCUCCUGCGCAGAGCCGAGCACUGUGGGCGGGGGGAGAGGCAGAGACAGGCGCAGGCAGGGAAGAGCCUCCGCUAUUCUGAGCACAGACACGCCCCCUAACCCCCCUUCUUCCUGCCGCUGGGCGAACCCCCGGCCGCCCCAGGGCUCCCGCCGGUGCCGCUGCCUAGGCGACGGGAGAGCUGGGGGGUUUGGGCGCGUGGCCCGCUCGGGGCGGCGGCGGGGAGAAGGGGACUGGUGGCUUUGUAGACAGGGGGUGCUGUGGGCCCACAAGACGGCGCCAGGACUUGUGGGUUCAACUCCCUGUUCGGGAGGGGGGAGUCAGUCGCUUCCUCUCGCGGUGUCCAACGCGGGGGCUGGUCAGACUUGCCUAGCUGGGGGGAGGGGCCGAGUGCUUGGAGUCCGAGAUGGGGACGCUCUCAGCACCAGCAGGCGGAGGGUUAAGUAGCUGGGGGGUGAUGCAGUCAGCUGAGGGCGCCUCCCACUCCUUACCCUUGCCUCUUGCUCCCGCUCGGGGUUGGCACUGCCGUUUUGGGGGGGUGGUUUCACUCCAGGGGGGUGUCUGCCCUCCUGGGACAGCCGGCUCGGCGGUACCGCCCUGGGACCGGCUCCUGACCUGACACCAAAGGGAAACCCUAUCCAGGCUGCCGCAAGGGGUUAGGCACCCGGGCUCAGACGUAGGCAUUGCUGUGCUCAGCACUGCAGCGCCUCAGGCUCGUGGUCCAAAGGGAGUUUGUCAAUGGGAGCCCAGCUCCCUAGCACCUAUGUGAUUUUGGCUCACAAGUGCCUAAAUCCCUUUAACCUGGAGGCAUAGGCUCCUGAAUCAGUUAGGCAUUGGAACAGCAGAGCGCAGCAAGGCCCAGAUCUCUCUCAAUCCAAAGGAACCGGAUUGGAGGGGGUGUCUGGCCCCAAACCCCACCCCAGAGCGCAAAGGGAGAAGCAGCUGAUUCUGGCUGUUGUGUUGCGGGGUGGUUGGAGGGAUCCAUGCUCUGCCUCCCUGGUGUGGAUUAUACCUGUGACCUGCCAGGGUGGGGCAAAAGCAGGAGCCCUGGGGCGGUACCACCGAGCCGGGUGUCCUUCAGCCAGGCUCGAGGUUGAGUCAGCAAGGAGAGGGUGGCUCCUUCUAGACCCACUAGUGUCGGCUCCCCAGGGGCUGGUGGCCUGUUCUGAGCAGUGCCCAGCCCCCGCUGAAGGCAGUGGGACUGGUGGGGGCUCGGCCCCUCGGAUUAGCUGUCAGAGCCGCGAGAUGCUGGUGGAGCUGGCACCUGGGCACAGGGAAGCCGGGGGGGAAAGCCUGGGGGUGUUGUAGCCUCCCUCGCGCCCCUACUUUCCACACCUCUGCCCCUCCCACACCCCCAUCGAGGGACCACAGUGGGAGGACACAGCUGGUCACAUCUGAUCUUCUCCCCAGGCACAGUGAGGCUGGAGUGGGAGGGAGUUCCCCCCCCCC